CAGUGUCUUCAUCUGUAACAGUCUUCAGACACUGAGUCAGAACCAGACUGUCCCCGGUUCUCUUCUCGCCUAUCUGAAGAUGGAGGAGGUGCACAGCGCCCCCUGCCUUCACCUCCUGUUCCUGCUGCUCCUCUCCUGCUCCUCUUCAUCCUCCUGGGACCUGGUUCUGCUCCACACUAAUGACGUGCACGCGCGGGUGGAGGAGACCAGCAGACUGUCCGGUAAGUGCAGCAGCAGUGGUACCGGUUCUGGCUCUGGUUCUGGGUGUUUCGCCGGUGUCGCGCGCAGAGCCGCGAUGGUGCAGCAGAUCCGCAGCUCAGAGCAGAACGUGCUGCUUCUGGACGCUGGAGACCAGUUUCAGGGAACCGUGUGGUUCAACUACUACAGAGGAGCCGAGGCUGCGCACUACAUGAACCUGCUCAAGUAUGACGUCAUGGCUCUCGGGAACCACGAGUUUGAUAACGGUGUGGAAGGACUCAUGGCGCCGUUCAUGCAGGAAGUCAAGUUUCCCAUGAUCAGUGCGAACAUCAAACCCGACAAAACUCUGGCUGCGACGUUCGGGGUCUCAUAUCGUCCGUAUACGAUACUGCAGGUCGGCGAUCAGAGAGUGGGCGUGGUCGGGUACACGUCGCAGGAAACGCCCGCUCUGUCCAAACCUGGACUGCACCUGCGUUUCGAGGAGGAGGUGGCGGCGCUGCAGCCGCACGUGGACAAACUCCACACGCUGGGCGUGGACAAAGUCAUCGCUCUGGGUCACUCGGGCUUCACCAAAGAUCGGGAAAUCGCCAGGAGAGUGCGCGGAGUGGACGUGGUCGUGGGCGGACACACCAACACGUUCCUCUACUCAGGAAAACCUCCCUCCACUGAAGUUCCUGUUGGUCCUUAUCCCUUCAUGGUGAAGUCGGACGACGGGCGGCAGGUUCCUGUCGUUCAGGCCUACGCCUUCGGGAAAUAUCUGGGUUAUCUGAAAGUGACCUUUGAUGAAGCGGGAAACGUGGUGAGGUCUUCGGGAAACCCCAUCCUUCUGGACAGCAGCGUCCAGCAGGAUCCAGUCGUCCGUGCAGAUGUGGACGAGUGGAAGAAGAAUCUGGCCAAUUACUCGACGCGGGUGAUCGGACGAACUCUGGUUCUCCUCAACGGGGAAACGGAGCAGUGUCGCUUCCGUGAGUGUAACCUGGGAAACCUGAUCUGUGACGCCAUGCUCGACAACAGCAUCAGGUUCCCAGACGACGACAGGUGGAAUCACGUCAGCGCCUGCGUCUUUAACGGCGGCGGCGUCCGAGCGUCCAUCGACGAGCAGAGCAGGAACGGUUCCAUCACCAUGGAGGACCUGAUCUCCGUGUUACCGUUCGGAGGAACCUUUGACCUGGUGCAGCUGAGAGGCUCCACGCUCAGGAAAGUGUUUGAACACUCGGUGAAACGUUACGGUCAGAGCACCGGAGAGUUCCUGCAAGUGUCCGGGUUCCACGUGGAGUUUAAUGUCUCCAAACCCGCGUGGCAGCGCGUGCAGCGCCUCGACAUCCUCUGCACGUACUGUCGCGUUCCCCACUAUGAGCCGGUGCGGGACGAGGAGGUGUACGCGGUGGUGCUCCCGUCGUACAUGGUGAGCGGCGGCGACGGAUUCUCCAUGAUCGCAGACGAGAUGCUCGCACACAACAGUGGUGAUUUGGACAUUUCCGUCGUCUCCAACUACAUCACACAAAGACGGAAAGUUUAUCCUUCCGUCGAAGGAAGAAUUCAAGUCUUCAACUCGUCCUCUGGACUUCGGGCACAAAUGUCUCUGCUGGUGUUAGCGUUGCUGCUGUGGAGUCGUGUGGGCGGAGUCAUGUGAGACACUGGAUUUUGUCCAGAAAAAGACAAAACGUCGGGUACAGGAAGAAUGAAAUGAGCGGACUAGUCGUGUCGUUGCUCCGGUAACCAAACAUUUUCCCGACAGACGUUUUUAACGUCGGAACCCGAUACUUUGGUCUGCGAAGUAUUAGGACACGCCCAAGUGUUAUAGCGUUUGUCUAACGAUUACAGAUGUUCGCACUGAGCUCUAAUCGCACAAUUUUUUUAUAAACAGCAGAUUUUUUAAACUGUGAAGUUUUUUUUCACAAAAUUUUACUGAUCGUCAAACUUCAUCAUCAUCGCCGUCUCGCUAACGAUAACUUCGGCCUCCGUCUGUCACUUUUUUUAACCACGACGAAACCAUUUUAAACCAAAAUUUUUACUUAACAUUUUACGCUAACACUGAAUAUUUUUAAAUUUCUAACAGAUUCAUGUUCAAGUUUAAAUUAAACAAAUCACCACUUCA
Solea solea (common sole) is the source of this 2296-nucleotide messenger RNA. RefSeq names its product 5'-nucleotidase, ecto (CD73) (gene nt5e). Gene Ontology annotation, molecular function: metal ion binding; 5'-nucleotidase activity; nucleotide binding. The coding region runs from base 80 to 1831 and encodes 583 amino acids. NCBI's taxonomy places the organism in Eukaryota, Metazoa, Chordata, Actinopteri, Pleuronectiformes, Soleidae. Gene Ontology annotation, cellular component: plasma membrane. The transcript has 9 exons. The record is from RefSeq and is a predicted model, not a curated record. Gene Ontology annotation, biological process: AMP catabolic process.